AUGGCUGUUAUCAUGGAUGGCAUCACGACCGGGGCCCACCACAGCGGUUUGUGCCAAGGCCACCGCCAACGGGCCUUGAAUUGCCAGCCUGCUCUGCUUGCCUGCUUGCCUGUCGUUGCCAGCCUGACGAGCGCCAGACAGCAGGCGGACAGCAGGCGGACAAACAGCCACUUGGGCUGGCUCCAUCCGCCGUUCCAUGGCACCCCCCGGGCAUUGCGUGCAGCGCUGCACCAUGCCAUGAUGCACACGACCGCACGCCCGCCGUGGUCCUCGAUGUCAUUGCAAUAUCCGCGCCCGCCGUUGCACGUCUCGCUUUGGGCCCUCGCGUGCACCAGGCCUCAAAUUGCACCACUCGAGCGGCACGCCAGCCCAGCAGGCGAACCAGAGGCUGUCUCGUCGUCUCGUCGUCUCGUCUCCCUCACUCGCUCGCCGCCUCGCCUACUGCCACCAUCCACCCAAGUGCCUAAACAAGUAGUAUGCUCGCCCAGCCGUUCACGCCCUCCCGCUUGGCGCAAGGCUUCACCGCGGGCGGCGUCUGCUCGUCCACCCGCCCUCUUCCACACGGCUUCGAUGCGUCUUCGUCCACACGGCGGCACACUCGAUGGCUGGCCUCGGUCGGCUCCGCGACAGCGCUUGCGCGAGGUCAUUCGCCCGAGUGGCCGCGCUGGACCUGACGCUAUCAGCGCGCUGGCGGUGCAGCAGCCGGCAGCACCUCCAGCCAGACCACUCAACACCUUGCCCUCACCCCCUCCCCUCCACCUCCACCAUCACCCCCGUCUGCACCAUGUGCCCUCUCACUGGCUGACGUGCCCUGGCUGCUCCGACCUUAGCGGCCGGUAG
Molecule: messenger RNA, 840 nt
Organism: Bipolaris zeicola 26-R-13
Lineage: Eukaryota; Fungi; Ascomycota; Dothideomycetes; Pleosporales; Pleosporaceae
Exons: 1
Coding region: 1-840 (279 amino acids)
Source: RefSeq, a predicted model, not a curated record